UUGACGAACACAUAUCACGUGAUCCUCGGUUGAUUCUGGAAUGGCUUCCUGCAUGUCUCUAGACGUGACAAAACAUGGAGAAUUAUAAAUUGCGGCGUAAUACAGUGAGACAGCAUUACAAUUUAGUCAUCCGUAGACAUACCCGAAAUAAAUAUAGGACAACAACGAAAACGAGAAAAGUAAAAAUAUUAAAAGGAAGUCAAGAUGUUUAUAUUUCAGUUACCAGAAGACAUGCUGUAUCUCAUCCUUUCCUAUUUGGAUUGCAAAUCUCUCUGCCGGUUUUCUCAAUCUUGCAAGAAAUUUCACUACUUCACUAACCGUGAUGUUGUCUGGAGAAGGAUAGCCAGAAAAUGCAUCAACAGUGGACUCACAAGAGAAGGAACGGAUAUCUACCCGCAGCUGGCGCUGAAGGACAGGGUGAAGUUCUCGCAGCACUGGCGCGACGGCCAGUGCCGGAAGGAGGUCCUGCUGAAGUGGAAGACAAACUUGUUGCCAUGGAUGCAGCUGGACGGGGACGUGCUGUAUCUGUCCCAGGCGGCUGACAUCGGGGUGCACUACCUGCGGGGGGGCGGGGGGGGCCCCAGGCGCAGGUCUGCGCUCCUCCGCACCGGCCACAGCCAGGACGUGUGCAGAUUCGUCCUGACGGACACCCACCUCAUCAGCGCCGGAGGGGAUGGUAAGAUAAUUAUCCAUCACAGGAGGAAUUCUUUCUGGACGGAGUGCUGUGGUCAUAAGCAGGAAGUGAACUGCAUGGACAGUAAAGGCGGGGUCAUCGUCAGCGGCUCCAGGGACAGAACCGCUCGGGUGUGGAGCCUUUCCCCAAGCCAACUUGGCGAAUGCUUGCACACAAUCCAGACGUUUGACAGGGUUUGGUCUGUAGCCAUAAGUCCAUCACAAAGCUUGUUUGUUACUGGCACGGCCUGCUGUGAGAGUGUGGCACCUCUGUGCAUCUGGGAGAUAGAACGGGGCCAGAUGGUGUCCUGCCUGGGCACGGAGUUCCGUCGCGGCGCGGGGGUGCUGGACAUCGCCUUCGAGUCCCCCUUUCAGCUCCUCACCUGCGGCUACGACACCUUCAUCAGAUACUGGGACCUCCGAGUCACCUCCAGGAAGUGUGUCAUGCAGUGGGAGGAGCCUCACGAUAGUGCUCUGUACUGUAUCCAGACCGAUGGAAAUCACAUGAUUGCCAGUGGCUCCUCCUACUAUGGAGUAGUUCGUCUGUGGGAUAUGCGCCAGGCUUCCUGUUUGCAGAUGUUCUAUCUGUCGUCGGCCACGAGCAGCCCGGUGUACUGCCUCCGCUUCAACGCCUCUCACCUGUACAGUGCCCUCGCCACCUCCGUCUGCGCGCUGGACUUCAGAGGACCGGCGACAGGGGGGCUGAGAUGAUACCCCCCCCAGCCCACUCUGCCCCAGCCUCAGCACCCUCAGACUCACCCCCUCUAAUGCCCCCACUCUGCCCCAGCCUCAGCACCCUCAGACUCACCCCCUCUAAUGUCCCCACUCUGCCCCAGCCUCAGCACCCUCAGACUCACCCCCUCUAAUGCCCCCACGCUGCCCCAGCCUCAGCACCCUCAGACUCCUCACCCCUCUAAUGCCCCCACGCUGCCCCAGCCUCAGCACCCUCAGACUCACCCCCUCUAAUGCCCCCACGCUGCCCCAGCCUCAGCACCCUCAGACUCACCCCCUCUAAUGCCCCCACUCUGCCCCAGCCUCACCCCCUCUAAUGCCCCCA
This is a messenger RNA of Anguilla rostrata (American eel), 1729 nucleotides long. RefSeq names its product F-box and WD repeat domain containing 4 (gene fbxw4). Lineage: Eukaryota; Metazoa; Chordata; Actinopteri; Anguilliformes; Anguillidae. The coding region runs from base 205 to 1383 and encodes 392 amino acids. Gene Ontology annotation, cellular component: SCF ubiquitin ligase complex. The transcript has 9 exons. The record is from RefSeq and is a predicted model, not a curated record. Gene Ontology annotation, biological process: SCF-dependent proteasomal ubiquitin-dependent protein catabolic process. Gene Ontology annotation, molecular function: protein binding.